Messenger RNA from Ustilaginoidea virens, 291 nucleotides. RefSeq lists its product as uncharacterized. The record is from RefSeq and is a predicted model, not a curated record. NCBI's taxonomy places the organism in Eukaryota, Fungi, Ascomycota, Sordariomycetes, Hypocreales, Clavicipitaceae. Bases 1 to 291 code for a protein of 96 amino acids. The transcript is spliced from 2 exons.
AUGGCGGCCGACAAGAUGCCCACGGUCCACUCGCUCGACAAACCAGAAGACCUCCGGCGCCUCCUGCGCCAAGACCGCGGCCAAGACUGCCUGAGCUGCAAAGUCGUGGGCAGCGGCGUCUUUUUCGGCCUGGCCGCGUACAGCUACUUCUCGGGCAUGGCGCAGCUCGAGAGGCGCCAGGCCGCCGUCCUGCAGAGCAGGUCGGUGUUUGGCGUGAGGAGCCGCCGGUUGGGAAUCGCCGCCAUAUCGCUGGGCUUUGUCUGGAUGGGGAUGUGGAGGGCAUUCCGGUAG